AUGGAAGACUGUUCCGUGAACACGGGUGAGUUGGACGCGGUGAAACGAGACCUCAACAACCUCGAACAAUACGGAAGGAAGAACAACCUCGAGAUCCAUGGCCUUUCUUACGCUCCGAACGAAGACCUGGUAGAAAAACUUGGUCAGGUGGCCGCAGUUCUAGGUGUCUCGAAACCUGACACAAGUACAAUUGAAUCUGUUCACCGACUACCUGCUAAACUAGGUAAAGUGCCGGCCAUCAUUGCCAGGUUUGUGAACCGCUCGGUCUGUGAACAUUGGCUUAUGAACAGGAAAAAGCUCAGAGCUCAAAAGAUCGACGGCCACGAUGUGUACAUAAAUGAAAACAUGACAGCGGUAAACAGAGCUGUGUUCUACAAGGCCAGGAUACUCGGUAGAGAACUUCAAUUUAAGUUUGUUUGGAACCGACAUGGCACAACUUAUAUGAGAAAGGACGAGUCUGACAAAGUCCACCGUAUCACAUGUGCUGCGGAUCUCGAUAAAGUGGCUCCACAGUAA
Ornithodoros turicata is the source of this 516-nucleotide messenger RNA. RefSeq lists its product as uncharacterized. NCBI's taxonomy places the organism in Eukaryota, Metazoa, Arthropoda, Arachnida, Ixodida, Argasidae. The coding region runs from base 1 to 516 and encodes 171 amino acids. The record is from RefSeq and is a predicted model, not a curated record. The transcript has a single exon.